GCUGAGAGGUAAGAGGAAGAAGAGAGACUCAAAGGAAAAAAGGGAGAGGCGGGAGGAUUUUUUUUCAACUCAGUUCUUCUCUCUUCUCCGGCGGUCUUUCGUCGUCUCUUCCUCUUCACUCCGGGAAGAUGGAUAUGGUAGAGACUUCCUCCGUCGCCGCCGUCAAAUUGCAGUCAGCGGAAGACGCGAUUGACUCAACCGCGGAUAUUACCCAACCUCCAAAAUCGCAGCCGCCGUCACGUGAAGUCGAUUCGUUACCAGUUUCUGGAUCUUUCGAAGAUGUCGUUGGCUCGGAUUUACCGUGUUUACCUCCGUCGGAUGAUGAUUUUGACCACGGUAGAAAUAGCGGCGAGGAUCUUGACCACGAUCACGGCGAUAAUCCGGUCGAGACUGACGUUGUUGUUAACAACGAUGAGUUGAAAAAGAAGAUCAUUAGACAGGUUGAAUACUACUUCAGUGACGAGAAUUUGCCUACUGACAAAUUUCUUCUCAAUGCUAUGAAGAAAAACAAAAAAGGCUUUGUUCCUAUAUCUACUAUUGCUACGUUCCAUAAAAUGAAGAAGCUUACUCGAGACCACGCUUUGAUAGUAUCAGCUUUAAAGGAGUCGUCAUUUCUUGUUGUUAGCUCGGAUGGGAAGAAGGUGAAGCGUCUGAGUCCUCUUCCUGAGGUCAGGGAUCCAAAGAUUUUCACUGUGUUGGUAGAAAAUUUGCCAGAGGAUCAUUCAGAUGAGAAUAUUCGGGAGAUAUUUGGUAAAGCUGGAAGCAUAAAAAGUGUAUCCAUAUGUGAUCCGAACGCUGUUGAAGAAUCAGAUAAGGGUUGUAAGAAGGACACAUUUAUCAGAACCAGAUUACAUGCCUUUGUGGAAUAUGAAACAGUGGAGGCAGCUGAGAAAGCGGCAGCUACAUUAAAUAAUGAGCAAGACUGGAGAAAUGGGUUGCGAGUUAAGCUUCUUGAACAAGCAGGAAAGUUUGCUCAGAGAAGACCAGCUAGGAGGGAAGUCGAUACAGAGAAGGACAGUACAGGCCGAGUGCAUGACAAAACUGGAGGUGAGGAGAACAAAAAGUCAAAUGAACAUCAGCAUCAUCGUCACCAUCAUUCUGAUACUCCGGCUGAUGAUGAAGGGGGGCACAAAAAUGGGAACAAAAGCAGAGGUCGGGGACGGGUAAGGCGACCGAAUCAUGUAGGCAGCAAUGCCACAGGACAUGGAACCUCACCAUCAAGCUCAUCGUCUUUCCAUCAAAAUUAUAAUCAUCAUCCUGUUGAGGUUUCAAAGCGUCCGCCUGGCCCGAGAAUGCCUGAUGGGACGAGAGGUUUUACAAUGGGGCGUGGUAAACCGCUUCCUCCUCCUCCCACAUCUUCACACGAAGUUUGAUAACAUGUUUUCUCAUCUCUGUUUGUAUAAUUGUGUGGUUUCGUUUCGCCUUUUUUUAAGAAAAAGAAAUUGAAACAUGUAUGUAGUUAUGGGAAGUGAGAUGUUGUGUGGGAUUUGGGUUUCCUUUUGGCUUCUACGAGUCCUCUGAAUGCUCACUUGGAGUUAGCUUUGGUGUUGUUGUUAAUGCUAAAUUUCGUUUAAUGGAAAAGUGAAUUCAUUUGAUGACUU
Eutrema salsugineum is the source of this 1601-nucleotide messenger RNA. Its product is annotated as la-related protein 6A. Gene Ontology annotation, molecular function: mRNA binding. Bases 129 to 1373 code for a protein of 414 amino acids. The record is from RefSeq and is a predicted model, not a curated record. NCBI's taxonomy places the organism in Eukaryota, Viridiplantae, Streptophyta, Magnoliopsida, Brassicales, Brassicaceae. Gene Ontology annotation, cellular component: nucleus. The transcript has 11 exons. Gene Ontology annotation, biological process: RNA processing.